AUGUCGACAACGGACUUGCCGCCGCCUGAGACGCCUCUCGAAGAUGCGACAGCCGCAGCUGGGAAACCGCAGGCAUCAAGCCCACUUCGGUCACGCCCUGUCUCCUUGUCCCUAGAGCCUCACAAUGUCUUCCUGUUCCUGAUCGGAUUUCGGCUGCUCAAUGGCUUGACGUUACAGACGUUCUUCCAGCCCGACGAGUACUUUCAGGCUUUAGAGCCAGCAUGGCAAUUGGCUUUUGGAAAAGAGGGUGGGGCAUGGAUAACUUGGGAGUGGAAAAGCUGUCUACGAUCUGCCCUGCACCCUACUCUUUUCUCCUUAUCUUACCAAGUCGCAAGUGCGGUUGCUGGGCUUCUGAAGCUUGAUACUCAUGGUAGUUCUGAGCUGCUGCUGGCUGCUCCAAAGAUCUUACCGGCUGUCUUUGCGGCAGUAGGCGACUACUAUACAUGGAAAUUUGCAUCAUACAUCUAUGGAGUGGACUCUGUUCCGUCUGCAACGGUGCUUCUCCUUACCAUUGCCAGCCCCUGGCAAUGGUUCGUUUCGACGCGAACGUUCUCCAAUUGCCUUGAAACAACGUUGACAGUCGUCGCACUCUAUAAUUGGCCGUGGAAUUGGUCAUUGCCACUCAAGGAGACUGGCCGUACAAAAGUCAAAUUUGGGGUCAAAUUUGAUAUACAACCUCUUCGCACUCACGAUGAUGUUGGACAAAAUGGAGAGAACACAGAUGAGGUGACAAGGCUCAGAAGGGCUCUCCUCUGCGCCGCUGUUGCGACGAUUCUAAGACCCACCAAUAUACUUGUGUGGGUGACUCUCACAUACCUCACAUUCAUUCGAGGAUGGAUAUCAAUAAAUCCGAGCUGGACUGAAUGUACAGUAUUCGUCAGAGAGACAAUUCUGUGCGGAAGUAUCAUUCUUUUCUUUUCGACGAUACUCGAUCGAAUAUACUACGAUACAUGGGUUUUUCCACCUGUCAACUUCCUCCAUGUCAAUGUGGUGCAAUCGUUGGCGACUUUUUACGGCAUUAAUGACUGGCAUUACUAUUUCUCCCAAGGAUACCCUCUCCUCCUCACCACCGCAUUACCAUUUACUAUAAUGGGUCUUUAUCGCAUAUUAGGCUCAAAACAUUUAUCUAUUGAGGCAAGUGCGGCCGGUCGUAACUCGUUACGUUCAUUGUCCAUCCUAAGCCUCCUUGUCCCAGCCGCCUUUUCCAAUAUCGCUCACAAAGAAGUCCGCUUCAUCUAUCCUCUCCUGCCAGCUCUUCACAUAAUCACCGCAUUCCCCCUGGCUUCUUUCUUCGAGCCGUCGAAUCUACGGUCUUCAUCGUCUCGACUCUCCAAAAAGCUACUACUUUUACUACUUCUGAUCGUGAAUCUAUCAAUAUCAUAUUAUACAACUCAAAUCCACAACUCCGGUAUUAUGCACCUCACUCACUACCUUCGCCACGAAUUCGAAACUGCCUAUCUCCCUUCUCUCCUUCCUACAAACAUGACUGUCGGCAUAUUCAUGCCCUGUCACUCAACUCCCUGGCGCUCACACAUCCAAUACCCUCCCUCAUCCACACACCCCGGCAUCCGAGCGUGGGCCUUGACAUGUGAACCACCACUGAAUCUCAACGCGACCGGGAAAUCCAAUUACCUCGAUGAAGCCGACAUGUUCUACGCCGACCCUUCGACCUGGCUGAGAAAGAACAUGUCAUACAAACCUCCACAGCGAAAAGACGGGACUCGCACCACAGGCUCCGCUGCCGGCGUCUUUACACCAGACUACCGUUCCAAGCUCGCCGUCAACAUCAACACAGCAACUCUUGACUUGGAACGUGAAGAGCGCUUCUGGGCCACUGGUCAAGGCCGUCGUCCCUGGCCAGACUACCUUGUCUUCUUUGCGCAGCUGGAACCGACGCUCCAAUCCGCCCUGCGUGGCAGCGGGUAUCUCGAAUGUAAACGCCUUUUCAAUAGCCAUUGGCACGAUGACUGGCGACGCGCCGGUGAUGUCGUGGUCUGGUGCCUCGACGCCAGCAGGCGGGAGAAACCACCUAUCCCAAUCGAGCAAGGAAGAGAAGCCAUUCAUGAACCAUUUUUCAGUACUGAAGAGCGGGCCAACCGGAAGAUCUUGGCUAUCAAGGACUAA
Rhinocladiella mackenziei CBS 650.93 is the source of this 2124-nucleotide messenger RNA. RefSeq lists its product as uncharacterized. The transcript has 2 exons. Gene Ontology annotation, biological process: GPI anchor biosynthetic process. Gene Ontology annotation, molecular function: alpha-1,2-mannosyltransferase activity. Bases 1 to 2124 code for a protein of 707 amino acids. The record is from RefSeq and is a predicted model, not a curated record. Gene Ontology annotation, cellular component: endoplasmic reticulum membrane. Lineage: Eukaryota; Fungi; Ascomycota; Eurotiomycetes; Chaetothyriales; Herpotrichiellaceae.